This is a messenger RNA of Venustampulla echinocandica, 2193 nucleotides long. Its product is annotated as putative Amino-acid acetyltransferase, mitochondrial. Lineage: Eukaryota; Fungi; Ascomycota; Leotiomycetes; Helotiales; Pleuroascaceae. The record is from RefSeq and is a predicted model, not a curated record. Gene Ontology annotation, biological process: L-arginine biosynthetic process. Gene Ontology annotation, molecular function: arginine binding; L-glutamate N-acetyltransferase activity, acting on acetyl-CoA as donor. Bases 1 to 2193 code for a protein of 730 amino acids. Gene Ontology annotation, cellular component: mitochondrial matrix. The transcript is spliced from 3 exons.
AUGAUAUUGCAAAAUAUAGCCUUGAAAGAGGGUAAAACGGUGGCUGGUGGACAUAUACGAUCAUGGGCAACAUAUAAGCAAGCAAAACAAUGCUGCCACAAAGAUGCCACACGUUAUUAUAGCACGAAUAGGGACCCAGACAGCCAUUCGAGGGAAGAAUUGGCCAAGGCACAUGCAAGGCACUUAGCAAACAAUCAGAAAGCAAGGAAAGAUGCAAGGGCAAUUGAUAAGGACUUUUUUAUGUCGGUGUUGAGCUCUUCAGCUACGAAACGGGAAGCAAAGUCUUACCUCCAACGGUUCACUCCGUCCAAAACUCCGAUCGCCGCGCAGAAUGCCCAGUCGCCAAAGAACGGUGUCAAUCUGGGCUCGUUCUAUGCUCCUACCGCAGUGUUGGGAAGCCCAAAGUUCAUCCGAAAUCCCCAGGACAAUAUCAGGCAAGGAACAGGUUCACAACUUCAUACCGCCUUGGUAAAAAUCAGAGCACCCCAGACAUUGGACGAUUCAACUCUCCAUGGCAUCGGAAAAACACUGUCACAGCUUGGCCGAUUAGGUCUGAUAAGCGUGGUGGUAGUCGACUGUAAUAGUGAUGAGCCUCUUGAUUUGGCUCCCAGUUGGAGAGCCCUAGCGACAAAGCAGGCCAACCGAAUUGUUGCAGCAAUUGAGUCAAGCGGAGGGAUAGAAGCAAGGAUGCUUGAUAAUAUUAUUGGCGUUGGUGAGGGGUCCGACAAACCUCAAUAUGGAAACCUCACCCGGCCAAGGACGCAUGUUACUCUUCGUAAGCUGCUGAUGACUCCGUUGAGACGGGGUGUGAUUCCGGUGGUCCCUUCACUGGCAUAUAACGAUGUCACGCAAACUGCAAUUCCUGUUACAGCUGCCGAGACUGUUCUUGCUCUUGUGAGGGAAUUAACAGGGCUUCCAGUAGAAACCCCACCCGAUGAGGACCCAGCAGAGACCAAAGAACGACUGCGUCUGAUGCGUGAAGAAGUUUCGUUGGACAGACUCAUCAUCUUGGAUCCCCUAGGAGGAAUUCCUACGUCUGUGCGUCCGGACGGGUAUCAUGUCUUUCUCAAUAUGGAACAAGAAUAUGGGCCUGCAAAGCGGCAUCUACUUGAGGACAUGCAAGCCGGCGAGAGUCGAGGUGCGCUACAAAUCCAAUCGGACAAGGAACAUGUGUCUGAUCUUGGCAUGAGCAACCCGUUUUCCAAGUUCGUUGAAGUGGAAUUUGGAAGCCCCGGAGCGAUUGCUAAACGGAAUUCUCCGGAACCAGAUACCGCUCGGGAUAGUACCCCGAGGAACUGGUACCAUCUUCAAAAUCUUGAAUUGGCUCGCUCGGUGCUCACAAUGCUUCCUCCAAGCUCAUCAGCGCUGCUGACUACACCCGAGGAAGCCGCAAAUUCAGGCAAAGAAACACCUUUCCAGGCCGUGGGAGUUGGCACACGACGAGUUCGAAAUCCAUUAAUUCACAACCUCCUAACUGACAAGCCCGUCUUUUCAUCUUCCCUGCCCAUAGGUCGCCUGGGACAGACCAAACCAUCGAUGGCCAGCCAGCCUGUCUAUCCAGCUCUAAGCAUCACUCCAACAACAUUUGCUAAGCAUGGAAUGCCCAUAACCAUCUUCCCAAAUCCGGAAAUUGCUGACUGGGAGGCCCCAGAGCUAGGAAAGCCACCAAUGACCUUGACAGACUCUCAGAUCGACCUUCCGCGUCUCAUACAUUUAAUCGAGGAUUCAUUUGGACGAAAACUGGAUGUCCAAGACUACAUCAAUCGUGUCAAUGGCCGUAUUGCGGGGGUUAUUAUUGCUGGGGAAUAUGAAGGCGGGGCAUUGUUAACAUGGGAACUACCCCCUGGAGUCGUGGAUGAUGGCAGCCCGGAAAGUAGGGCAAGGAUGGUUCCAUAUCUGGAUAAAUUCGCAGUUUUGAAGAAGUCACAGGGGUCCGGGGGUGUGGCAGAUGCUGUUUUCACUGCAAUGGUUCGGGAUUGCUUCCCCAGAGGCGUUGUAUGGAGAUCGAGGACAACAAAUGUGGUCAAUAACUGGUAUUUUGAGAGAUCUCGAGGGACUUGGAAAUUGCCUGGGGCAGGUUGGACGAUGUUCUGGACGACACCAGAUAUGGAUCGGCGAACAUUUAUGGAUUAUGAAGGUGUCUGCCGGGGAAUAGAGCCCUCGUGGGCUGAUAACAAAGCGGUGCUGGAUUAA